This is a messenger RNA of Linderina pennispora, 1914 nucleotides long. RefSeq lists its product as uncharacterized. Gene Ontology annotation, cellular component: anaphase-promoting complex. Gene Ontology annotation, biological process: metaphase/anaphase transition of mitotic cell cycle; protein K11-linked ubiquitination; anaphase-promoting complex-dependent catabolic process. Bases 150 to 1781 code for a protein of 543 amino acids. Gene Ontology annotation, molecular function: molecular adaptor activity. NCBI's taxonomy places the organism in Eukaryota, Fungi, Kickxellomycota, Kickxellomycetes, Kickxellales, Kickxellaceae. The transcript has a single exon. The record is from RefSeq and is a predicted model, not a curated record.
GCUGACGAUUGCGCAGCUGUGUGAGCGCGCAAUUGAGGGCAAGGAGCCGGAGCAGGACAUGAUCAUGGCGGUGAAGAGGCAGGAGAUUGCCAGCGCGUGGUUUGCGCGCGACCUGCGCGUAGACGAAGUCUGCCGGCUGCUGCACAGCGAUGUGGAUCUGGCAGUGGACGUGUCGCGGCUCGAGUCGCCGGAGGAGAUCCGCCAGACCAAGGAUACUCACCUGGGGCUUGUGGCCAAGGCGCACCCUCGGCCUGCCAGUCUCCCAGGCCCUGCUGGUGUUCAGCACGCAGCCGCUGAACGAGCACGACGCGCUUCCGGUCCGCCCAGUGGUGGUGUCGGCGCGGUUCCGCGGCAAUCGCAUCAAAAGCACAUGGACGCCAGCCGAACCGGACCUGUGCUGGGCGCAGUUCCACAAUGGCGUGGCCAGCGCAUUGGCGCUGGACCGCGACCAGGUCGCCAGGGUGCAUGCAUCGUGGGUAUUGCUGAACCGCCCCGCGGAUGAGCCGGUGGGCUUGCCGGGCGAAGAAGACAAGGUGCGUGAUCACCGGCUUCUGCGUGCUUCGCAUGCGGGCGUAUUGCUCGGCCUGGGGCUGGCGGGCGCUGGCCCGCUGCGCACCCUGCCGCCAUGGCAGGCGUUCCAGUACCUGAGCGCGCGCGACGGGCUGACGUCGGUCGGCUUCCUGCUGGGCACGGCCUGCGCUGCCCAGGGCACCGGCGACGCGCAGGCUGCCAAGCUCCUGUCUCUGCAUAUCCCCAGCCUUUUGCCAGCGGGGGCGUCUGAGCUGAUGCUGCUGUCGCAUGGCACACGUGCUGCUGCCAUGCUCGGCCUGGGGCUGGUCUAUGCGCGGUCGCAGAAUCGCCGCAUGGUCGAGGUUGCUCUGCGCGAACUGUCCAUGUGCCGCACUGCCCCGGCCGAGGACCACUCGGCGCGUCUCGAUGAUGCUGAUCCGGCUGAGAGCUCCCGCGAAUGCUACGCCUUGUCGGCUGGCUUUGCCCUGGGCCUGCUGGUGCUUGGCCAGGGCCAGAGGACCGAGACCCUGGCUGACCUGAAUCUGCUCGACACGCUUUCGGCCAUGGUUGGCCGGACCGUCGGCGCUGUGGGCGCAGAGAGCGAGCGCACCGGCCGGCCAGGCAGCGCAAUGCCAAGCGCGCAUGCUAUGCCUGGCGUAUCGGAUCUCGGCCCGGUUGCCGCCCUGGGGCUGGCAUUCCUGGGCACAAACUACCGCCCGGCCGCCCACCGCCUAGCACUGCCUUCAACGCUGCAGCUGCUGCGCACCACCGAUCCCUUCGUGCUGCUGUGGAAAACGCUAAUGCGCUGCCUGAUCAUGGCCGAUGCAAUCACGCCCACUGCUGCCUGGAUCGAAUCAACCGUGCCCAUGCCAGAGUCGCCGGAGCCGGAUCUGGUGCGCGCGCGCCUGCACAUUACCUCUGCCGCCUGCUUUGCGCUGGCAAUCAAGCACGCGGGCUCCGAGGAUGCAAUGGCACUGCAGACGCUUUUGCAGUAUUUCGACCAACUCCACGCACUGGCCAAACGCCCAGCCGCCGGCUACGAAGCCCGGUUGACGCGGGCUUCGGCGCAAGCCUGCCUGAACAUUCUGUGCAUUUCCUGCGCCCUGGUGAUGGCCGGCAGUGGCAAUAUCGAAGUGAUGCGGCGCCUGCGCUGCCUGCACGCGGCCACACCCAUGCGCUCGUACGGCGACCAUAUGGCAUCGCAUAUGGCGCUGGGCCUGCUGUUUCUGGGCGGCGGCGCGCGCCUGACACUGUCACUGCAGCGACUUUAGCAUGGCAGUGCUGCUGAUUGCCAUGUUCCCGCGCUUCCCGCGCUGGCCUGCCGACAACUACGAGCAUUUGCAGGCGUGGCGGCAUCUCUGGCCACUGUGUGUGAGGGUGCGGGUCUUGCUGGUGCGCGAUGCC